AUGUCGAGUGUUAUGGGGAAAAAAGGAGGCAAGAGAGCCUCAAAUUCAAUGGCUUUCUUAUUUACUGCUAGUGCUCUUCUGCUGGUAGUACUAGUCUCUUUGAGUUUUCCAUCUCCAGCUGAUGCAUUCGGGAGAGUCCCUAAUUUUAAGCUCAAAUCUCCUUCACCACCACCAAAGAAGCCAAUUUAUAUGCCUCCGACACCAACAAAGAAGCCAAUCUAUGUGCCUUCAACACCACCUAAGAAAUCUCCACCACCGGUACCAAAGAAGCCACAUCAUUAUGUGCCUUCAAAACCACCAAAUAAGCCAGUAAAUCCUAUGAAGCCAAAAUCCCCUCCACCAUAUCAGCCAGACCUAACCACUGACGGAUUGAAUUUUCAUAUUCCAGGACUGCCCAGGCCAAAACCAAAUUUUCCUUAUCCAAAACCAAGAGUACCAGUAAGACGACGAAAUUAUCCACCACCACCACCUCGUGACUAA
Papaver somniferum (opium poppy) is the source of this 480-nucleotide messenger RNA. Its product is annotated as anther-specific proline-rich protein APG-like. The coding region runs from base 1 to 480 and encodes 159 amino acids. The record is from RefSeq and is a predicted model, not a curated record. Lineage: Eukaryota; Viridiplantae; Streptophyta; Magnoliopsida; Ranunculales; Papaveraceae. The transcript has a single exon.